AUGUUCUUUUCGCUCGCUGCGCUCGCUACGGUUUCCCUUAUCACCUCUUCCGCGCUCGCAGCGGACAACCUGGUCCCGGCCUGCAUCGGCCUCGCAGGAGCGUUCGACACUACGACUGCGAACUUCACCCUCGCCGCGUACUACGCCGACGAGACGAAGAACACGAACACGACCGGUGUCCCGCUUGUCCUCGGGCCUUGGGGCACGCUCGGGCCAGGGGUGCUGUAUGUGCUUAUGACGUACGCCUCGUACCCGAAGCCGCAGAACUGGCCCGCGUUCCAGCUCGACGCCGGCCGGCUGAUCGCGCUGGGCUCGCCGAACGUGACGAACAGGGCCGUGAUAGACGGCUCCGCGCCGGGGUGGCUGCAGAUCAACUCGGACCCGCACACGGGCGCGCAGGUCUACUGCGGUGAGUCGAGCGCCACGGGUCUCCCGCAGCUCGCGGCGAACGGCGCGACGGACCAGUUCGCGCUGUGCACGAACGGGCCGUACUCCGAGGUGAUCUACAUGCCGGAGAACCCGGGCACGGCGUACGACUAUUCCUCGUGCCAGUACAUCCACAUCCACAUCGUGUACUAG
Molecule: messenger RNA, 579 nt
Organism: Epithele typhae
Lineage: Eukaryota; Fungi; Basidiomycota; Agaricomycetes; Polyporales; Epitheliaceae
Exons: 3
Coding region: 1-579 (192 amino acids)
Source: RefSeq, a predicted model, not a curated record